AUGGCUCACUUCGUUCCCGUUUCGGAGACGCGGCUUCCACCCAGCGCCAGCGAGGAGCGAGCGUACUUCUCAACUUCGGCCGCGAACUGGGACGGCGUGCCCUCGCGUACGUACCAUCACCGACACAAUGAGUGGCCUCUGCAAAGCCAUACAAUUCCAUGGGACACCCGCCUCCAGAACGACUCGAGGGCAAGACAAAUUCCUGCGCUUUCGAGGGACUACUUAUCUAGCUCGCAGACAUCAUAUUAUGAGACGGCCUCGAGCGUGCAGGAUACUGGUUCCAUACAUCAGCCAACACCGUCGCCGCCGAUGGCAUCGAAGGACUGGAUUCGCCACGACAAGUCUCCGGAAGCAUCCAGCGAAGACGUCGAUCCUCCUGCCUCGUCGCCGGUGAAGGAAGAGGCGGAUGGGGGUGCCGACCCGUUCAUCAUGGAACUCGACUGCAUUGGUGAAGCUUCAGGAAUGGAUGCGACACCCACAACAUGCCCCGCUUCCUUCACCCCGGAGGAUUUCUCUCAAGUCACUAUCGUCCCCACUCGAGGCAACUUUCCGAAAGAAAUGAAGAAACUCAUGAUCACCUUGCGAAUAAAUUCGUUCGCCAUCCACAACGGUGUCGACCGCGGCGUCAUCCCGCCGUGGAUGCCGGAUCCGGGACCUCUUGAAGAAGAGCCUCGUGUCUUCCAGUUUCAAAUCGACACUGGGUCGGGGGGUGACGAGGAGGAGCAUAACACUUUGGAGAUGCCAGACGACCCGGAGUUGAGAGCGUUUUCCCCCGAUUUUGAGAUUGAAGAGGAUGAGGAGGCGGGCCGUUGGGCUUCCGAUGUGGUCACCUCGAGUGCGACACCGAACCCCCCCGUACCUUCAUCCCCCACUUCGUCCUGGGGCACGAAUCGCUCUCAAUACGACCGCAGAAGUUCUUCUUCUGCUUCCUCACUCGCAAUUCCAACACAGCAUGUCGCGCAACCGCAACCUCCUAUUCUCCAGACCCCGUAUCAUGUAUACUCUCCGCGCGUAGUUGCGCCUAGCUACACUCCGCAGAACGAUGCCCCGUACAACCACCACUUCAACUCGACGAGGACACGUUCGCCGUAUCCACAUCAAUCCCAAUCCCAAUUACACUCCCACUCCCACCCCCAACCCCAAUACCCGCAUAUCACACCAACCUUCGGACCUUACAUCCACGCUAAUGAACCAUACAUACGUCAGACCAGGAUGCCAUCGUCCGCGGCUAUUCAACCUCCCCAGUGGACGCACGGAUUCUCCCCGAAUCCACCAAGAUUCGGUGGGCAUGCAUCGUUCCCCAAUACAAAUACACAUUACAAUAUAGGUAUGAUGUCUUAA
Messenger RNA from Pleurotus ostreatus (oyster mushroom), 1341 nucleotides. RefSeq lists its product as uncharacterized. NCBI's taxonomy places the organism in Eukaryota, Fungi, Basidiomycota, Agaricomycetes, Agaricales, Pleurotaceae. Bases 1 to 1341 code for a protein of 446 amino acids. The record is from RefSeq and is a predicted model, not a curated record. The transcript has 2 exons.